AUUCUGCUCUUCUUUUCUUCCCCCUGCACCAUGCAAAAAGAACCCAACCAAGCCGACAACCCCACUUGGAAAACCGGAAAUCCUGGAUCUGCUCUGUCCUCACCGCCGGCUGCUCCUGCUUUGUGGGGGCUAAUUGCUUUGAUUUUUCGCCCCGUGAGCUUCCCCUGCACUGCCGGCGGCCUUCCCCCAACUGCAGCUCCGGUUUUUGCUGCUAAAUUCUGGUUUCUGAUCGUUCUGUCAGUUUAGCACUGAGAUCGAGUCUUUAGUUUUAUGCAAGUGAGGAAGCGAAAUCAAGGACAAGGAAACGAGGGAAGUGACAAGUUAGAAGGCUAGCCAUCUUGUAAAUUUGACAUAGAUUUAGAUAUAAAUCAUGAUCUUGUAAGUUAGACUGUAUUUAGAGAUUUUAUGAUAUCAGAGUAAAUUUAUAAUUUUAUCUUCAGAUUUUGAUGGUAUUAGAUUGUGGUAUGAUAAGUUCUGACUCUUGUGCAUUUAUGGGACCCUCUCACGAGUGCACGACGUCUGCCA
Molecule: messenger RNA, 525 nt
Organism: Rubroshorea leprosula
Lineage: Eukaryota; Viridiplantae; Streptophyta; Magnoliopsida; Malvales; Dipterocarpaceae
Source: the annotation of a GenBank genome assembly